This is a messenger RNA of Lithohypha guttulata, 354 nucleotides long. RefSeq lists its product as uncharacterized. Bases 1 to 354 code for a protein of 117 amino acids. The record is from RefSeq and is a predicted model, not a curated record. The transcript is spliced from 2 exons. Lineage: Eukaryota; Fungi; Ascomycota; Eurotiomycetes; Chaetothyriales; Trichomeriaceae.
AUGUGGUUUCUUCAGUCAAGCUAUCCGCAGUUGGGAAUUGGACUGAUCAUGCUCCUCUCAAUGUCGGCAGGAAUCAGUUCGUCUAUGGCUCUAGAAACAAUCCUCCUUCACCGAGGCCGAGAUCAACUGCCGUGGAAAGUCGCAGCAAAGACGGCUACUGGUAUGCGUCUGAUCUCGAUGUUAGCGAUGGAGGUCGCCGAAAAUGUGGUUGAUUACCUGCUGACGGGUGGUACUGUGGAGCUUGGAAGUGCACCAUUCUGGCUUGCUGCUGGCGCUGCCAUUGUCGCAGGCUUUCUGACACCGCUUCCGUACAACUACAUCCGCUUGCGCAAAUACAACAAGUCGUGUCAUUAG